Molecule: messenger RNA, 3784 nt
Organism: Tachysurus fulvidraco (yellow catfish)
Lineage: Eukaryota; Metazoa; Chordata; Actinopteri; Siluriformes; Bagridae
Gene: phex
Product: phosphate regulating endopeptidase homolog, X-linked
Exons: 22
Coding region: 122-2356 (744 amino acids)
Biological process (GO): protein processing
Cellular component (GO): plasma membrane
Molecular function (GO): metalloendopeptidase activity
Source: RefSeq, a predicted model, not a curated record
UCUCUCGGUCAGAUGCUGCUGAGCGCUUCAAGGUUCACACACGCAGACAAGGUUCCUCUGACCCACAGAGACGCUGAAGAGAGGAGAGAAGGAGGAAGUGACGGAUUUGUGUUGGAGCACAAUGGAGGUGGAGAUGUUGAGCAGAAGAAGCUCCAAACCCAGCGUGGCUCCGUGUUCACUCACCAAAGUGGCUCUGAUCACGCUGGUGUGUUCCUGUCUUGCUCUGCUGAUUGCUGUCAUUGCAGUCUCACAGAAAUUGACUAAAGAAGAGUUCUGUCUCACGCCGGAGUGCAUCGAAGCAGCUGGCUCCAUUCUGAGCAAGCUGGACACCAGCGUCAGCCCAUGUGAUGAUUUCUACCAGUACGCGUGUGGUGGCUGGCUCAGAGAACAUCCCAUUCCAGAAGAUUCCUCCAGCUACGGGAUCUACCCCUGGCUUCGGCAGAACGUGGACCUCAAACUCAAAGAGCUGCUGGAACAGCCGACUGCCGACGGAGACAUCGAGGCAGUGAAGAAGGCCAAGAUAUUGUACCGUUCCUGCAUGAACGAGACUGCCAUCGAGCUGGUGGACUCCAAGCCACUGCUGAAGGAGCUGAAGAAGCGCGAGUUCCGCUGGCCCGUCCUGGGCGACGCUCUGGGCGCUGACGUUCAGUGGGACGCGAGAAAGUUUGACCUUCUCCAGACGCUGUCUCAGAUCCGCACUCAGUACAGCAAAUCCGUCCUGUUGCGUCUCUACGUGUCACCCGAUGACAAGAACUCUCAGGUGUUCAUCAUCAAGCUGGACCAGGCGUCCUUGGCUUUAUCCAGAGAUGAUUACACCACCAACAGUGCUGAGGCACAAACAAACCGAGAGGCCCUCCUGAACCUGAUGGUGGGCGUGGCCGUCAUGCUGGGAGCCAAUCAGCAGGCAGCUGAGUCUCAGAUGAAAGCUGCACUGGACUUUGAGAUGAAACUUGCCCAGAUUGUGAUUCCUUAUGAGAACCGCACCAGUGAGACCAUGUACAACAGAUACAGUCUGUCUAAACUACAGCGCACCAUCCCUGAGUUUAACUGGCUGGCUUUCGUUCGAGCAGCGAUCGACUCUAAACUCUAUCCAGAUCUUUCCAUCUCCUCGUCGGAGCAGGUGAUCGUUCGAGCUCCUCAGUACCUGAAGGAUCUCUUCCAGCUGGUUAAUGCGACAGACAGCAGGACUGUGGCUAAUUACGUGGUGUGGAGGUCCAUCCUGUCCCGAGUCACAACACUGAGCCGACGCUUCCUCUACAAAUAUCUCGACUUUGCUCGAGUGACGACAGGAGCGACGUCUCUGACUCCUCGCUGGGAUAAGUGUGUUAAUUAUGUGGAGAGCACGUUAAUGUACGCCACAGGACGCCUGUUUGUUGAUAAGCACUUUCAGGAAGAUAAGAAACACAUGAUGGAGGAACUGAUUGAUGGCAUUCGCUGGGCUUUCAUUGACAUGCUGGAUAAAGAGAACGACUGGAUGGAUGCAGAAACCAAGAGGAAAGCCAUAGAGAAGGCCCACGCCGUUCUGCCUAAAGUGGGUUAUCCAGAGUUCAUUCUGAACAACACCUACAUCAACAACGACAUCCAACAGUUGCAGUUUUCAGAGAAGGAUUAUUUCGGGAACGUGAUGCAGACACUGCGCUUCAUCGCGCAGUCGGACAUCGGAUGGCUGAGAACCACGGUUCCACGCACAGAGUGGUUCACAAGCCCCACGACUGUCAACGCAUUCUACAGCUCAUCUACCAACCAGAUCAGAUUUCCAGCAGGUGAACUGCAGAAGCCGUUUUUCUGGGGACUGAAUUAUCCUCGAUCAUUAAGUUACGGAGCGAUCGGAGUGAUAGUUGGACACGAGCUCACACACGCUUUUGAUAACAACGGUCGGAAAUAUGAUAAAGAUGGGAAUCUGAAUCAGUGGUGGAGCAACGCUUCGGUGACCAACUUCAACGAUAAGACGCAGUGCAUCAUCAACCAGUACAACAACUACUACUGGAAGGAGGCGGGGCUUAAUGUGAAGGGGAAGAGAACGCUGGCGGAGAACAUUGCUGACAACGGAGGGAUACGAGAAGCUUUCAGGGCGUACAGGAGGUGGGUGCAGAAGGAAAGGUCAGGAGCUGAGGAGCUUUUAUUACCAGGAGUGGGUCUGACCAACAACCAGCUCUUCUUCCUCAGUUACGCUCACGUUCGUUGUAACAGUUAUAGACCUGAAGCAGCUCGAGAUCAAAUCCUCAGUGGAGCUCACAGUCCACCUAAAUACAGGGUCAUCGGCGCUAUGAGUAACUUUGCGGAGUUCCAUAAGGCCUUUAACUGCCCCGAGACGUCGAUCAUGAACAGGGGGGCGGAGUCAUGCCGGGUGUGGUAGCGCUGGAGAACAUGGCAAGUUGUGAGUUUUUGAACAUGGGCCAAACCUUGACCAAUGAACCAUACUAAAGUGUUCUAAUCAGAACCAGGCCUCUGUAGACCACUGUAUCUUCACUUCUUCACUUCACCACUGGAACCCAAGAGCACUUUGAGUGUUUCAUUCCUCUCCUCGUCACCUCCGUCUGAUCUCUGCUGUACGACAAUCUGGAACUCUGAGCAUGAACUCUUGAGGAACAUGAAUUCUCCACAUUUCUUUAGUUGUCACUCAGAAGAAACAUUUAAAGGUUCCUUUCGAUGCACAUGUGCGAACCUUAAAGGAACCAUUUUUUAAAUAAAAAGACAGUGAUGUGCGGUUCUACAUAGAACCUUCCAGGGUUCAUUUUAUCUAACUGACUUUAGUUACCCAAAUUCAUUGUCUAGGGAUCUACACCUACACCUACACCUACACCUACACCUACAUCUACGCUGCAUAGGUUAUUGUUCCACCAGAGGAACAAGUCAAAGAAUAUUUGAAGUCUGUGAGUUAGUGAGUUAGUGAGUUAGCCAAUCAGGUGAGAGUUCUCUUCACUACUUUACACACCAUGUGGCUCUUUUUUUUUAUUAGUAUUUCAAAUAAAAACAAAGAGUAGAAUUUUUUAUAAAAUCACACUGGCUAAUGCUAACUAGCUAGCUGGCUAGUCAAAGUGAGCGAGUCAACUAGCUGACCAAUGACAUGAGCCGACAUUUUAAAUAACUUUAUAAUUAAGUGUAAAUGGUCAUUUUCAUUAUCUGGUACAUGACCUGGGGUCCAUUACAGCUCGUAGCAUAGCGUCGUGAUGCGCAAAUUAGCUCAUCGUAGCUGUUUAUUAGCUUUUUUUGUUUUAUUCUUUAAAAUCUCUUAAUUGUGUUGUGCUGAGAGCAGAAUUAUUCCAUGAGGAAAGCACUGAAUGUAAAAUAAACAAAUAAUCAUCCUCAAAGGGAUUGUUUCAGGAAAAUUAGUAAUAACGCUGCACUGGGGCGUCAUAACACAUUCAUAAGUGUUGUGCAAAGUGUUGAAACUUGUCAGGUGAAGUGUUUUAGCCUUUAAAUGAAAGAGAUCAUGUAACGGAGUGUAACGGAUAUUUUAUUCCUUAUUUGAUUAAUUUGUCUUCAUGAACAGAACAUUCAUAACACUUUAUGAUGCUUCUAUGAUGAUUUCAGAUCUUUUAUCAACUGUUUAUUAAACAUAUUUCAUAUAUGAUAUACUGCAGAACUUCAGUUGUGUAAGACUUUAAGAUGUGCGUUAUUUCUGUCCUCAAAAAGAGCCAAUGUGUCAUUUAUAACACUCUUAUGAUAUGUUAUGUAUUCGUCAUACAGCUCCACUUAUUCCUUUACAAACAAACAAACAAACAAACAAACAAACAAACAAAUCCAUUUAAAUGUCAUGGAACAAUUCCAAGUAAUCCCUAAA